Molecule: messenger RNA, 9312 nt
Organism: Xenia sp. Carnegie-2017
Lineage: Eukaryota; Metazoa; Cnidaria; Anthozoa; Malacalcyonacea; Xeniidae
Product: triple functional domain protein-like
Exons: 65
Coding region: 81-9020 (2979 amino acids)
Biological process (GO): protein phosphorylation; intracellular signal transduction
Cellular component (GO): cytoplasm
Molecular function (GO): protein kinase activity; ATP binding; protein binding
Source: RefSeq, a predicted model, not a curated record
CAUUAAUUCUAAACAUGGCUUCUUUAACAACAUGCAAGUAAAUUUAACAAAAUUUGGGCUGGAACCACGACUUAUAUUUCAUGAUGAGCAGAUCAGAAAGAUGGUCAAGCGCUUCAUCGGAUAGCGAUGCGUCCUUCGUGCUGUUUGGAGGAGAACAUCGCGGGGAGCUUCAAGGUUCAAACGCCAUACACGAUAUACUCAAAGAAAGGAUCGCGUAUUUAUCUGGUGGCAAAGAUAAACGUGGUGGACCCGUGAUAACCAUUCCUAGUCGCGAAGCUACCUCUGAAGUAAAGAACGAGGAUUUCAAACGUUUGCUUCAUUAUCUCAGCGGUUUACCUAGUGAUAAUGCACGUGAACAAGGAUUCAGUAUUGUAUUGGACAUGCGUGGUAGCACGUGGCUCUCCAUCAAACCAAUCUUGAAGUCAAUGCAGGAGAGCUUUCCGUUGAAAAUUCAUUCCGUUUACAUAAUCAAACCGGAAGGCUUUUGGGAAAGACAUAAAGCUUCGUCGGGCAGUGGAAAAUUCAAUUUCGAGGUGACCUUUAGUUCACUCGAAGGACUUACUAAAUACAUUGAACCUUGUAAUUUGACGUCUGAAUUCGGAGGUACACUUUCCUACGAUCACGAUCAAUGGGUGAUAAUGCAAAUGUCGUUAGAAAAGUUCAAUUUUGAGGCCAUGACCUUACUGACGAAACUCGAUGAGAUUCACGAAGGUUUGAUGCAUCAAGAUUACGCCGACGAUCUUGUUGCGUUACGCGAACAGGUUAAAUAUCAUCAGCAUAUACGAAAAUGGAUUAUCAAAGCUCCAAUUGAUACUUUAGAAGAGGAAGGUAGUCGUCUUUUAGAGUGGAUUAAUGAAAAUAAACUAACACAAGAGGAUGGUGCUAGCGAAGAUUGGAAGGCGACAAGUGCAAGGGUUAAGAAUAUACUUGAGAACUUAAAUGGAGAGCGAGAUAAACUUAAAGAUUCGUGGCACAUUAGGAAACAUCGUCUUGAUCAGUGCAUUCAAUAUCAUUUGUUUCAACUCGACGCUAAAAAGAUGAGAAAGUGGAUCAAGGAUAGUCAAGAUGAUCUUUUGACAAACUUCAUUGAUGUUGGAAUGGACGAGAAAUCUUCGACCGAACUGCAAGAGGAACAUGGACACAUACAGACCUCUUUUCGCGAAAUUUCUGAGAAUAUAAAAAAGAUACUCGAAGGAGCCGACAAGUUAUUGCACUCGGGACAUUAUGAAGCUGAUCAAAUUGAGUCAAUAGCAGUGUCCUUGGAACAGGAGUGGAAACAAUUUUCAAUGGAUAUAAGUGAACGUGGAAACUUGCUUUCGUGUUCCGUUGGAUUUCAUAAGAAGAGUGAGGAGUUUUUACGACGUGUUGCAUCAUGGGAAGAGAGACUUAACGACAACAGUUACUCAAACAUCAAUGACAUUGACCAACUGAGUCAGUUGUUGAUCCAAAGUGGAAAUUUAAAGAAAGAUAUCGACACUUCUUAUGAAGCUGUUUCCGCCGAAAGCAAACAACUACUCGAGGCUUUGCAGAAACCGCUACUCCCCGGCGAUGACCGUGACACGCCGGAAUUUUCCGAAGCUGCAUCGCAUGUCAUGGAGCUGUUUUUGAACGUUCAUGAACAUCAUAGACAGCUGGGGAUAUUAUGGGAGGCGAAGCAAAGUGGCUUACGUGAGUUGAUACAUAUGUCGACGUUGGAGCAGGAUAUUAAUCAGGUUAUCAAAUGGAUCGACGAACACGGAGAGCCUUUCCUAGACAAGCAUACGGAUGUUGGUAUGACUACGGAAAAAGCCGAGGCCUUGCUCAAACGUCAUGAGGAAUUCGAAGCUAUUGCGAAGAAUACGUAUACAAAUGCCAAUCAGAUCAGGGAUGCCAUCAAACAAUUACAAGACUCUGGGGAAUGUCGAGCUGACGAGAUAAGAAGGCGGACUCAGUACUUUGAUCGACGCGUUCAGAAUUUUGUUCGUCGUGUUGACGAAAGGCGGCAAAUUUUAGAGCUGGCUGUAUCGUUUUAUUCCUGCUCAAAAAAUAUUCAUAACGAUGUUGAGAGAGUGAAAGCGCAACUCGAGAUUGAAGAAUUAUCGGACGAUCCCGACGACAUUGCGAAGGUUUUGCUCAAACUACGUCACGAGUGUGAACGCUCGCUCGACAAUAUAAACAAAAACAUAAACGAUGGCAAAUCUAUCGUCCAGCACAUGAAAGCAAACGCGCAAGACGGUAAAAACGAGUCACGUGACCGUCUCCAGGAAAUAAUUAAAGAUCUCGAGGGGAAAAAGAAUGUGUUGGAAAUGGCGUGGAUGAGGCGUCGCGAACAGAUGGAACUCUGGCAGCAAUUAUGGGAAUUUGAGCGAGAUGGGGAAAAUGUAAAGAAUCACUUGGAAAACUGCGAAGCUGAUUUGGAGAAAGGUGGCCUAGCCGAUGACCUUAAUGGAGCGAAAUUGAUGUUGAAUUCCUUUCAAGAACAAUUAAAAGCGAUCGAUACUUUAUCGUUGAGGACUUUUUGCAAGGGCGAAGAACUUAUAGAUCUGCUACGGCAUUCUGACGUCGAAUUACGUGUUCGCAACCCAAGCACGCCUGAGACCAUUGAAGCGCAUCAACACAUUCAAAACCUGUUGGAAUUCUUACACAAUCAAAGACGUUUGUUUCUCGAGUUCGCUGAAGCUAGAAAGAAAAAGUUGGAGCAAAGGCUGGCGUUGAAACAACUCGAAGCAGACACAAAACAGGCCAUUGGAUGCAUUCGUAAUGGUGAAAAUAUGUUACUUUCAAACAUUAUUCCGGGAUUUUCAUUGGCCGAAGCGAAAGACAGCCUUACUGAAUACGAGCAGUUUAAAACUGCAAUGGAGAAAACGAGUCAACGCGUGGCGUCAAUACGUAGUCGCGCGGACGAGUUGAUAAAACAGAAACAUCCAAGACCAGAGCAAUUAAUGAAAUGUUCUGACCUUGUUAUGACACGAUGGCAGCAGUUGAUGAAGAAGGCAAACGAAAAACAACAAGUCGUUAUGUCAUCUUAUAACUUCUUCAAGACGUCAGAAAAGGUCAGUAGUCUACUGCAAAAGGUGUUGAAAGAGUAUAAAAUAGGUGAUGACCCUUGUUCCCAGUACGCCGAUCUCGAGUUGCGAGACAGAUCUCGGGUGAUUACGUCACUGUUGGAGAAACACGCGCGCGAGCGUGAAGAGAUUGCAAAGGGACACGAGGCAGUGUAUGGUUUCGCAGAUGCCUUUCUAAAGUAUGUCUCGCCUAGUGCAGAAAAUGGCGGUAUCGUCACGGUUUGUACGCCGACAGAUGCAAAUAAGGAAAAGAUGGAACAACAGGUUAAAGAAAUAUCUGAGUUGAUUAGAGGACAAAAGAAAUUUGCGUUAGAUUUAUGGAACGUAAAAAACACUAUCUUGGGACAGUGUAAAGAAUUUCUUGACUUUGAGACGAACGCAAAGCAGGCGUUGGAAUGGAUUCAUGAUCAAGGAGAAUUUUAUCUUUCCUCUAAUGCUGCCAUCCCGGAGAACGAGGAAGAAGCAAAGCAAAGAUACGAAGAACACUUGAAAUUUACUCAGAUGUCCGUCGAAAUCAGAGAGAAAGUGAAAUCUCUACUACAAGAAGCAGACGAACUGUUUAAGAGGUCAUGUUUCCAUAGUGACGGCAUCAUGCAGUGGGCUACAGCAGUCGAUAAAAGGUUUAAAGAUUUCACGAGUCGUAUGACGAAAUAUUUAAAUCAACUUGAGUCCAAACUUGGUUUCCCUAUAACAAAAUAUAGCGAGAAUGACGAAGAGAUGCCUGAUGUAUCGGUGUUAUCGCAGGCUCAACAAAAUCCUGCAAUACGAGAGAAAACUCUCAAUCUAAGAGAACUGUCGAAGGACAGCGGUAUUCACGAACUUAUGGAGGAAGAGAAGCGAAAGUCUGCGCGAAGGAAAGAGUUCAUAAUGAACGAGCUAUUGCACACUGAACGUACCUACGUUGCUGAUUUAAAAUGUAUAAUACAGAGCUAUAUGGAUGUAAUGGAUGGCAAUCCCAGCGUUCCUCCUGGGCUGGUGGGUAAAGAAGACGUCAUCUUUGGGAAUAUUAAACAGAUCUAUGAAUUCCAUCAAAGCGUAUUUCUGAAUGCUCUCGAAAAGUAUGAAACCAACCCCGAAGAUGUAGGCGAGUGUUUUGCUGAAAAAGCUGAGGAAUUCAAGAUGUACGUUUCUUACUGCAAGAACAAAACUCUCUCAAAUAAUUUGCUCAUUGAACAUGGAGGAACUUUCUUUUCCGAUUUACAAGCGUCUUACAAUCAUGGUCUCUCGAUAGCUGCUUAUCUUAUCAAACCCGUUCAAAGAAUUACCAAAUAUCAACUUUUGCUUAAGGAUUUAUUAACGUGCUGUGAGGGUUCUGAGACUAGUCUACAGGCUGGCCUCGAAGUAAUGCUAGGAGUUCCACGUCAGGCCAAUGACGAAAUGUCUAUCGGUCUAAUCCGUGGUUUUGAUGAACAUCUUCAUUUAUUAGGAAAAAUCCUACUUCAGGACGUAUUCUUUUUGUGGGAUGCAAAGUUGUUGCGUCGUAAAGGCAAAGAACGUCAUUUAUUCUUGUUCGAACAAGCUCUUCUUGUUACGAAAGAGGAUAAAGACGUCGACGGAAAAGUCAUUUAUGUGUAUAAAUACAAACUUAGGUGUUCGGAGAUUGGUAUCACAGAACACAUUGCUGAAGACGGCUGCAAAUUUGCAUUAUGGACGGGUCUGCCGCCGAAUUGUGAUGUAAAAAAAAUAGUCAAGGCGAACACGUUGGACGUGAAGCAAAAUUGGGUGAAGCAGUUACGAAAUCUUCAACAACAAUAUCAAUUUGGUGUCUUGAGAAGCAAAACUAUGUCCUUCAGUUCAAAAAGUCCUUGGAAAAAUCCCGACAGAGAAAGCGGUGUCGUCGAUGAUGAUAGGGUAUCAUGGGAUUUUGAGUGCGGAGACAAGACGUCUGACGAAGUAUCUGGAACGGAUGUCUCGUACUUUUGCAUAGAAAACUUUACCAAAGUCGCCGAAGACGAAGUGUCUUUGAAGAAAGGGCAGUUUGUUGAAGUGCUGGAAAGUCCGGCUAAUUGUCGCCGUUGGAGAAUACGCUUUGUGAACACAGAAUCCGAACCUCAGGUUGUGGAAGGUUGGAUUCCCAGCGAUGUUUUAAAACGGCAAGAUACAUUAGUAAGAAGGAACUCUGAUGGAUCAAUGUGCAGCAGUGAAGACUCCAACUCGCUGUCUUCCUGCAACGAUUUGAGUCCAGCGGCCUCUCUUUACAACAGUACUGGUCUAGUAAACGGAGCUACCUCCCCCCCUCUGAGGAGGAGAGCAAAAUCCACUGGACAAUUUGGAACCUUGCGCAUGAAACCUUGGAGACGAGAUUCGAUGAACAGAAGCAAAAAAGUCCUUCAGACCUCUCCUAUCCCUCGCAAUACGAGGAUUUCUGGGGGUGGAAGUAAAAAACUACAGGCGUUACUUGGUGCCAGUGAGAAUGACAUUGACCUUCUUAUAAAGACUAAUUCUUUGUCGGCAUCUUCUGAUCAUCUUAAGAAGACUGGAUCGUUUGACGAAGAUAUUUCCUUGAUUGAAGAACGUCACGAAGAAUUAUUGGCGGAAAAUGGAUCAACGGAAAUCAUUCCCGAGGAAGCUCGUGCCGGUAAUGAUGGCACAUUAAGCAAAGAAAGCGCUCAGACGAAGGAGAUUAGCGUCGGGGAAGGUUUAAAUGCAAGCAGUGAAAGUCUUCUAAAUGAAGAUGUGGAAUGUAACGGUUUUCAUGGCGAUGAAGAAGACGGUCAUCCAGAUGAUCAAACUCCAGAGGAUAAAGAAGCUGUUGCCUUAAAGAAACGAAUGUAUGUCAUCAAAGAGUUAAUUCAAACUGAACAAGAUUAUGUGAAAGAUUUGCAAGCAGUCGUUGAGGGCUACAUUCCCGAGAUGUCUAAGGAAGAUGUUCCAGACGAACUGAAGGGAAAGGAAAGAGAAAUUUUUGGAAAUUUGAGGCAAAUUUUUGAGUGGCAUAAAAGCUUUUUUAGUAAGGAACUUGAGAAAUGCGAAGAUGCCCCUGAGAAAAUAGCCAAUGUUUUUCUCAAGGCAUCAAAGCGUCUCGAAAUGUACAUUCAUUAUUGUCAAAAGAAACCGAAGUCAGAAGGAUUAGUUCGAGAAUUCGAAGAUUUAUACUUCAACGAAUUAAGAAAUCGUCUUGGUCAUCGUCUUGCUCUGUCUGAUUACUUAAUUAAACCCGUUCAACGGAUUAUGAAGUAUCAGCUUUUACUAAAGGAUAUUUUAAAGUACACGGAAAGAGCAAAUUUGGAAUCAACUAAUCUUAAGAAUGCAUUGAACAUUAUGCAAGUAAUUCCAAAGAAGGCAAAUGAUAUGAUGAACGUCGGGAUGAUUGAGGGAUAUUCGGGUAACAUCCAUGCGCAAGGGAGUUUGAUCUUACAAGAUAUCCUACAGGUUACCGACUACAAGGCGAAAACCAAACCUGCGAAAAGGCGAGUCUUUGUCUUCGAGCAAAUGAUCAUUUUCACAGAACCGUUCGAAAGAAAGACAGAUUGGACCGUUUUCAUUUAUCGUCAUUCCAUCAAGACUAACUUCAUGGGCAUUACGGAAAACUACGCCGAUGAUCCGUGCAAGUUUGCGUUAUGGACGCAUACCAGUCAAAAUGAAAUUUACGUUUUAAAAGCGGAGACUCCUAAAGACAAGAUAAAAUGGAUAAAGACUCUUCGUCAACUUUUGGAGCAUCUAAAACAGUUUGCAAAUGAGAAAGAUGACGACCGUUAUAAUGAUUUAGUAAACGAGCUAAACGAUUUCGCUGAUGAAGCUCUCGUCAAUCCGAUCGAGUACCAAGGUGGUAAUGCCGAUCCUCAUGGGAUAAAUAGUGUAACGACAUCACUGGGUCAAGCAACUUUAUCGGCUGUUACACACGACAACUCACGAAAUAAUGUCGAAGCUUCUCCGGAAGUCGUUCGAAGACGUCUGAAUAAGACAUUGAGCGCUCCUUCAUCAAACCAAGUCAAACAUUUCAGUCUAAUUCCUCUUCACACAGCGCAAAACUUAGAAGAGUUGACCGGUGUAUUCUCCGAUGGGCGCGGAAAGAAUAAAUACAUUGCUAUUGCCGAUUAUAAAGCGAAAUCCAAGGAUCAAAUAACUGUAAAAAAAGACGAUAUUGUUUAUGUUGUAUCGAGUAAGAAACACGACAAGAAAUGGCUUUACGGUCAUGUUGCCGGGAGUGAAUUGUAUGGCCUUGUUCCUAUUCGUGUUUUGCAUAAGGAGACUGAUAAUAAUCGUAUCAACGAGGACGAUACUUUUCAGAACGGACCAGAUAAAGUGAAGUUAGUUCGUAAACACAGUUUCCCGAGCAGCGCGUUACGUCGUGUCACACAAAAGAAAUCUAAAACGGAUUUCUCUCAUAUAUCCACUCAGUUACGGGACAGUAUAGAAAAAUUUAAUCAAGAUUUCCCAGCAUGCUCUGAUAAUUUGCCAAAUGGUGACGCAAAAGGCAACCCACGUUUUAAUCAAGAACUUCGUGACGCUGUAAUCAAUCGACCGAACACUUUACGUCUUUCUUGUGAAGUUAUACCUGACACGAACUAUACUUUUCAAUGGCAAAAAGAUUCAAAAACGAUCACAGCCUCGGAACGUGUAAAGAUCAUGAACGCAGUGCAUCACAACACACUCGAAAUUACAACAACGGACUUUGAAGAUAGUGGCGUUUACACUUGUACUGCUAUAAACGAUCAUGGUCAAGUUACGACGUCUUGUAUUGCUCAAAUUCGAGACAAACCGUCAUCACCUUCGAAGCCGACCGUCACCGAAAUCACAUCUUCGUCAGUCAUCGUUAAAUGGAAUCCACCUGACAGCGAUGGAAAUAGUGCUAUUACGGCGUAUACUGUCGAAUGCAAAGAGACUGGUGUUAGUCAAUGGCAGGCCCCAGUUCCCUUUGUAUCAACGACAUCCACGGUCGUCGAUGAUCUCACUCCAGGCUCUGUGUAUCAGUUUAGAGUGAGUGCAAACAAUGUUGUUGGCAUAAGUAAACCCAGUCCCCCAACAGAACCUGUCACGCUCGACGUCGGUAAUGGUAAAUCCCAUCGAGACAUCAAUAAGGACAAGGUUAUAUGGAAAUCAGACAUCGAUGAAUUUCAUAAUGUUUACGCAGAACUUGGGAGGGGAAGAUACUCAGUCGUUAAGAAAUGUGUCGACAAAAUAAGUGGAAAAGAAUACGCUGCUAAAUUCAUUAAGAAACGAAUGUGCUCUCAAAACGAUGUUGAACGCGAGGUCACCAUACUGCGUCGUAUGAAACAUCCAAAUAUAAAUUUAUUCAUAGACUCCUUCGAAAAUGACAAGAACUGGAUCCUUAUUCAAGAACUUUUACCCAAUGGAAGAUUAUUCGAUUCAAUUCUCGUUGCCAAUCCUUGGACAGAGAAAGAAGCUGUUGGUUUCGUCAAACAGAUUCUUGAGGCUGUUCAGCAUCUUCACGAUUGUAGAGUUGCUCACUUGGACUUGAAACCUGAGAAUCUUCUGUUGGAUAGUGGACCAAUACCGAAAAUAAAGCUUGUUGAUUUUGGGAAUGCCUUCACAAUGUCUAGUGAAAAUAUCAUUAUAGAUCUUAUAGGCAAUCCAGAAUUCUCUGCACCCGAAAUUAUUCGUGAAUUACCCGUCACUGUUGAAACUGAUAUUUGGAGUAUUGGUGUCAUCGUACAUGUCAUGCUAACAGGCGUUUCCCCUUUCUACGACGAACAUGUUCAAACCAUGUGUGAUAACAUCUGUAAGGUCCGUUUUAAUCUCGAUGCUGAUUACAUGGUAGACAUUUCCACGGAGGCAAAAGCUUUCAUUAAAAGAUUGCUUAUCCGUGAACAAUGGCGACGACCAGAAUGCAGUGAUUGUUUAGACAUGAAAUGGAUGAAGAUGAUUUCUCCUCGUUCACCACUCUCAGUUCCUGUCACACAGCUAAAUACAUCACGGCUCGCUACGUUCAACGCCAGACGAAGGAAAAAUCAACUUGAAAUCACCAACAUUAGACCAAUACUUCAAGCAGAAAAGGGAGAAUCUAAUGUUUGAUCGGUAAAAAUGUACCACCUGAACGCUACCAUGGUCGAUUGUGAUUUUAGAUAAACUACUUUAAGAUCCUUUCGUUAUUUAAUAAACACAAGGCAAUAGAAAUUUGUGUUUAAAAAAUAUUAUUUAUUGACACGAAGAUUUUAUAUUACUGUUCUCGUUAAUUUUAAUAUCAAUCAUGUUACAAACUUGGGAAGAGAAUCUUCCAUUUCAUGACAUAAAUAAUUUUUCAAAGUAUUGUAACUGUACAUAACGUUAUAGAAGAUAUUAUUUUUCUAUUAUAAAUAGGGAUGAA